AUGUUUUGGAAAUUGAACCAAUCAAAGACUAUCUUGUUUGUUGUGCUCGUGUUUCUGCUAGCAGAAGAUCUCGGCUCGAACAUCUUUGCAAAUGCUGAGUCUAUAGAAUGCAACACCUUUUGGACAUCACCAUCGUAUUGGACUGAUAAUAAAUACAGGUGCGGUGGAAAAGAUAAGGACGGAGCAAAGUUCAUUUAUUCGUGCAAAUGGUGCGGAAGGGGAGAUGGGAAAUUUUCCAGUGCCUAUGACUGUGCUGACUCCACCGGAAAAGUGAUCACGACGGGAUCAUGGGAUUGCGAUGCCGGAAUGGAUCAAGAUGACGACAACAAAGAUAGGCCUAUCUUUUGCUACCGUUAUAACGCAACAAGAGUUGCGGAGCCCUAUACUUGCAAAAGCCGGCAUCUGCUUCAACAAUGUCCUUUGGACUUAUGCAAGCGCGUUACAAGUAAAUAG
Messenger RNA from Melampsora larici-populina 98AG31, 453 nucleotides. RefSeq lists its product as uncharacterized. The record is from RefSeq and is a predicted model, not a curated record. The transcript is spliced from 5 exons. Bases 1 to 453 code for a protein of 150 amino acids. Lineage: Eukaryota; Fungi; Basidiomycota; Pucciniomycetes; Pucciniales; Melampsoraceae.